AUGGAAGAGAUUACAUUAGACCCUCUUGAUUGGACCGAAACAAGAUUAUUAGGACAUCAAGUCAUGGAUGAUAUGAUCAAUUAUUUGCGAGAUCUUCGUCUUCGACCUACAUGGCGUCCUGUACCAUUAGCUGUACAAGAAUCAUUAGCACAACAAGAUAUCCCAUUGAAGGGUCAAAAUCCAUGGCAAGUCUAUGAUGAAGUUCGUUCGCUUAUUUUACCGUAUCCAUUGGGUAAUAUUCAUCCUUGCUUUUGGGGUUGGGUUAUUGGUACAGGUUCGCCCAUUGGAGUUUUGGCUGAAUUAAUUACGGCAACUAUGAAUAAUCAAUCAUGGGGUGGUAAUCAAGCAAGUAUUUAUUUAGAACGUCAAGUAUUGAGAUGGCUCAAAGUUAUUAUGGGCUUUCCAAAUGAUGACACGUGUUCAGGGGCACUUGUGAGUGGUACAUCAGUGGCAACGAUGGUAGCAUUAGCUGUAGCUAGAAAAAAAUUCCAUGAUCGUAAGAUGAAAAUCUAUUGUUCAACAGAUGCACACAAUUGCAUUAUACGAGCGGUCGAUAUUCUUGGCAUUGGAAAAGAAAAUAUAGUUAUCAUUCCAACUAAUAAACAACGGCAAAUUGAUUUACAGAUCUUGGAAAAAUCAAUCGAUCUAAGUUUUGGUGGAGUUAUUGUUGGCAGCGCAGGCACAGUAGGUACUGGUGCUAUUGAUGAUCUUAAUGGAUUGGCUGAUUUAUGUGCUCGUCAUCCUAAUGAUCUCUGGUUUCAUAUAGAUGGUGCUAUUGGAGCAGUAGCUUGUUGUUCGGCACGUCUUCGACCUCUAUUGAUUGGUCUCGAACGAGCUGAUUCAAUUGCAUUCGAUCUACAUAAAUGGCU
Rotaria sp. Silwood1 is the source of this 869-nucleotide messenger RNA. The record is from the annotation of a GenBank genome assembly. NCBI's taxonomy places the organism in Eukaryota, Metazoa, Rotifera, Eurotatoria, Philodinida, Philodinidae.